This is a messenger RNA of Xenopus laevis (African clawed frog), 1772 nucleotides long. RefSeq names its product protein spinster homolog 1-like. Lineage: Eukaryota; Metazoa; Chordata; Amphibia; Anura; Pipidae. The record is from RefSeq and is a predicted model, not a curated record. The transcript has 11 exons. Bases 345 to 1772 code for a protein of 475 amino acids.
UUAGAUCACAUUACAGGUAGCUAAUAUACAGUACAGCAGAUAUUAUACAAUGGAAAUGUGAAUAUUGCCUUUUAUGGGUUUUUUUAUUUCAUAACCACUGAUAUCUUUUCUCUUGUCAUUUCAGAAUCAUUUGGCAAAUAAUUCAAACAAUUUACAACUACAUAUAUGACAAAAUCUUUAGAUUCGCUUAUUUUAUCAGUUCAAAGCGCAUCCAACAUGAAACAGAUCAGUACUUUUUUGAAAAAGCGGAUAUUGAAAAACAGGAUGAAAAGCUUGAUGAACCGGAUUUCCCUAAACUCGGCAAAUGUUGCUCAAUACUUCUUAUUAUUGCACUUGCUUUCCUUAUGGCAGUGAGUAAUACGGACAACAUCAUUUAUAAAUCUGUCCGUCCCUACAUAGAAGAGGAAUUCGAAAUAACGGACUUUUAUUCGUCAGUUAUAACUCUAAUGUUUGUUGGCAGCUGUGCAACCAUGGCCCCGAUAUUAUUUUAUUUCUGGAGUACCUUCACCGGACUAAGAGUAAUAUCAGGAAUUGUCGCCGUAAUGGUCAUGUUCGGCAUUGGCAGUACUUUAGUUUCAGAGAAGUCAUUCUGGACGUUUGUGUUACUUCGAAGUCUCAUGGAAUCCGUAAAAAGCCAUUAUUUAGCUGCUGCUCCAAUGCUGGUAGCAGAACUUUUUGAUACUGACCAACGACGUAAAAUGCUGACCUUACUUUACAUUCUCAACACUAUUGGAACUUUUGCGGGGACCUUUAUUGGAACGUAUGUAGCCAGCGUAAUAGGAACCGACUGGCGUAUGGCACUGCGGAUUGCACCUGUACUUGAUGUGGUGGCUCUUGUGCUUCUAGCAGCAGUGAUGAGAAAGCCAGGUCGAGGUGGUUUUAUGUUGAAGGCUGAAAUAUAUCAGAAGAGAACUAAAGUUUACUCUGAUAUUUUUGAUCUGAUUUUAAACCGCUGUUUGGUCUUUGCUGUUUUGGGUUAUGCAGCUAGUAUGUUCAUUGCUAAUAGCAUGUAUACAUAUGCUCCGAAUGUACUGAGAAAUGCUCGCAUGAUGUCAGAUAAUCACCAGCCUUGUCUGACAGUUGACUGCACCUUCGAUGACAGAUUGAUCUACGGAUUGUGCAAAUGUCUUGCUACUGCAAUCGGCAUUAUUCUCGGCGUGAAGAUCAAUGCACAUUAUAAAAAUCGGAAUCCACAUGGAGAGCCAGUUGUGUGUAUCGUAGCACUUCUGGUCUCUGUCCCACUUAUGUGCUUUGGAUUAUUUUUUGUAGGAAUUAGUUCUGUCGUAUCCCAAAUUCUCUUCUUCCUAAAUGGGAUUUGUUUGGCUAUGAACAAGGUCCUUAUCAACGAAAUCAUCAUGAUGGUAGUGUUUCCAAACCGCCGCGCUUGGUCAUUUACUGAAAAGUCAAUAAUAGGAUUGCUUGGAAAAGAAGGAGGCGAGAAAGAACAUUUAUGGGUAAGUGGCUGUUUAGUUUUUGAAAAAUUGCAAGCUCUAGUAAAUAGGGUUAAUAACCUUUUUGUCGGAUGGAAAUGGACGUGUAGUAUCUUUAAAUUUAUGAAGAUAAACUACUCAGAAUCUGACCUGAUACAGAAUCACGCAAUGGAAUUUAUCCUCUACAUUUGUCCAUUUAUGGCUUUGGUCGGAGCAGGAUGUUUCUGUGUAACAGCAAAAUACUUUGAAUAUUAUAAGCAAAAUGUAGAAGACUUUAUGAAUACACCAUUCACAGAUGUAGAACAACCCUUGGAUACGGUGGAAUCAUCUGAUACAAAGUAA